This is a messenger RNA of Hyaloscypha bicolor E, 3294 nucleotides long. RefSeq lists its product as uncharacterized. NCBI's taxonomy places the organism in Eukaryota, Fungi, Ascomycota, Leotiomycetes, Helotiales, Hyaloscyphaceae. Gene Ontology annotation, molecular function: ATP binding; protein kinase activity. Bases 1 to 3294 code for a protein of 1097 amino acids. Gene Ontology annotation, biological process: protein phosphorylation. The record is from RefSeq and is a predicted model, not a curated record. The transcript has 8 exons.
AUGUUCUUGCCUACCAAUUUCCGCAUCGGAGUUCCCAAAUCAACAAUGGGUACUGAUGGGCUCUUUACUCAUAUAAAUGAAGGGCUGGCUAGCGGCCUCCCGGACGGGAAGCCCUUUCUCCCGCACGACAUCUUUGAGAAACUCUGGGCUGGCGACGAGGCUAAGCAAGAAAUACAGAAGCAAACAGGGUUUUUCAAAAAGCUCAUAAAGGAUCAAAACUCAACUCUCGUCGAUUUCGUCAAGAAAUCUGCCAGGAAAGUCUUUGCAAUUCUUGUCCGUUCUAAUCUCGUCAAGAAGGUGUCAAAUCUACCAAAGCACAAGUUCAUGGACAAUCAUCUCCCGAUCGUGGUAGAAGGUACACGAGUCACGUCAUACAAUCUUCUGGCAGACGAUGCGGCUCUGGAAUGGUUUCAAAGCUGGACUAAGCACGAAAUUGCUGUCAAGGAGCUGGAAGAAGACCUUGUUACCGACAAGGCCUACGAGGUAGAAAUCGACGCUCUGGAACUGGCUCGGCAACUGCAGCAUCCACACCUUGUCAGCUUCAUUGCUGGGUUUGAACGAGCAGGAAAACGCUACAUGAUGUUUCAGUGGGUUGACGGCGGCAACCUUCGAGAAUUCUGGCAGAAUCACAGUUGGUCGCGAAAUAUUGACAUCAUCCGAUGGGCUUUGGAGCAGAUGAAGGGCCUUGCAGAGGGGCUCGAAGCGCUCCAUCACUUCAACCCCAAGAAGAAUAAGAACUGCCGUCAUGGAGACUUGAAGCCCGAAAACAUUGUCAGAUCGCGGAAGUCGGGGUCCUUUGGACUCCUCCAGAUUGCCGAUAUGGGAUUAGCUAAGAUUCACUCGCUUCCUACGGUUCUUAGGCCCAUUGCGACGACGACACUCGCCGGCACGAUACGUUACCAACCUCCUGAGAUUCAGACUAGCACAUCAGGCAAAAGGUCGCGCUCGUACGACAUUUGGUCCAUGGGUUGUAUUCUGUUCGAACUCAUCAUCUGGCUUCUCUUUGGGCCAAAGGGAUUGACAGAAUUUGAGAGUUCCUUUGAUAACCCCACCCAACCAUUUUUUCACAUUUAUGAAAGCAGCUCCCUUCGGCCCAAUGUCAACGCCUGGAAAGAGCAUCUUGAGAAGAUCUGCCUCAGCGAUUUGGAGAUGUGUGUCAGUCCAGCUCUAAAGGAGCUUUUCAACUACGUGUGCAAGGCGCUUCUCGUUGAGGACCCUGAAUCAGAUGACCCGGGACUUCAGAUGAUGAACUCCAAUGUUGAUGGACGGCAAGGCAGCAUCAGCCCCUCCAUUCCGAGGGUAUUGGUCCAGCGAGCGACAAUCCGGAUGAGAACCACAUCAAGGGCCAAUAUUACGGAUUUGAAGAAAGAACUCCAUAGAAUUUGCUCGAAUAGUUCUCUAGAUUACUUCUACAGGAAGGAAACCGAAAAAUUCAAUGUCACCUGGGACGUACUGGAUCACGAGGACAUCGCUUCACAACUUCAGGUACACCCAGGCCGCACCUCACCGCGUUCAGGGGCCCGACCACAACUACAAAUUGCCGAUAUUCAGAAUGACAAAAAAUCGCAUUGGGACUUAUAUAAAACUAACCACGCCUUUAUUUCGGUGGUCCAGUAUGCACUUCUAUCAGAUACGUGGGAAAUCUGUAACGACAAUAUCUUCGCACGAGACUUUUUCAGAAACAUCACCUCAAAAACCCUAGACCAGGAUUUUCAAGCAUUAGAAAAACAGAACACAAGAUUGUGCAACCACUGCUCGAAUCCAACUUCAGGGAUCUUUUCUAGAUGCAAUAACGCCCCCUCAUACAUUCAGAGAGGAUUUCCUAUCUUGCCAAAGGCUGGAAGCCGAACUCAAGCCCGGCUUUUCAAGCACUGGGCCGAAGAUUGCGACAAGAACCAUAGUCGCAGCUGCUUCCAGGUUGACGUCCCCCAGCGAGCACCGACGAGACUCCUGGACGUAGGCGAUACUUCAUUAAGCACUAUCAAGCUCGACUGCUACCCGAAGGAUCGCAAGUCUAGCUGCUAUGUUGCCUUGUCGCACCCUUGGGGCCCAGAUGAAAGCAAGUGGUUCCGCACGACAUCAGAAAACAUCAAGGAAUUCAAGAAAUUCAUCGACUUUAAGCAACUGCCACAGAACUUUCAAGACGCGGUGACAGUGACAAGAAGUCUAGGAGUCCGAUACCUCUGGAUUGACUCUCUCUGCAUCAUACAGCAGGGAAAAGACGGAGAUUUUGGCACAGAAAAAGAAUUCAUGGAGGACUAUUACGGCGGCGCGUACUGUACAAUUUCCGCCAGCUCUGCAAGGGGGACAAGUUCUGGAUUUCUCAAGUCACGCCUCAAUGUCAGAAAAUCUUAUGCCUUCAACAGCGGGGCCGGCCCUAGUCCUGAGCCCCACAAGUCGGCCUUUUAUAUCUGCGACGCCAUCAAUGAUUUCGCCCGCGACGUAGAGGAAAGCUACCUCAGCACGCGCGGCUGGGUAUUCCAGGAAAGGGCACUCUCGAGGCGUACGCUUCAUUUCACAGAAAAGCAAGUCUAUUGGGAGUGUGGUAAAGGUAUCCGCUGCGAGACCAUGACCAAGCUUUUCAACCGGAAGUCAUCCUUUUUGUCCGACCCACAUUUCCCCGAGUCCGCCGCGAAAUAUUACAAGGGGAUGCGGAUUGAAUUCUUCCAGUACAUUUAUUCGAAGUACUCGGGACUCGAUUUCUCGGCAAAUCAUGAAGACGAUAGAUCUGUAGCUUUGCGUGGUCUUGAAAACAGGAUGGCGAAGGUCUACAACGUGCCAGCGUGGCAUGGCAUCCUGGACGGGGAAUACCUUCAUCGAAGCCUUCUUUGGCAGAGAGACAUGGUGAAAACCAAAUCAUUACACGAGAUCAGCUACGAAGAUGAUAAGAGAGUUCCCUCUUGGUCCUGGAUGGCGGUCAUGGGUCCAAUCAGGUACAUGGAUGCCCCAUUCGAUUGGAUGGAGUGGAAUAGAGACAUCAAAACACCGCUAGGAUCACGAUCUGCGGCUCAGACCGCUACGGACUUCGAGGUUCCGGCGUACAACGCUAAGCCAGACGACAAUUCUCGGUCAACAUACGAUGGUGGGGAAGAGGUGGAUACCUUCGAGAAAUUAAAAUGCGUCAUUAUUGGGUGGGAAAAAACGGAAAAGGCCACAGAUUCGAAGGACUUCUAUGUUUUGCUUGUGACUCCCACUGAUCCGAGCGGAAGUGGUGUUGAUCACAAAAGGGUAGGGGUUGCGAGGAUGACAGUGGACGAAAUUGGCUCUACAGAAUUUGUGGUAAAAAUUGUUUAA